This is a messenger RNA of Westerdykella ornata, 1913 nucleotides long. RefSeq lists its product as uncharacterized. The coding region runs from base 1 to 1830 and encodes 609 amino acids. The transcript has a single exon. The record is from RefSeq and is a predicted model, not a curated record. Lineage: Eukaryota; Fungi; Ascomycota; Dothideomycetes; Pleosporales; Sporormiaceae.
AUGCCUAUCCCCAUAGAUGUUGUUGAAAAAUGGGCACCCAGUAUCAAGUUUCACCCGAAUGAGAAAGCAUUCCCAUGUAGUAUUGAGUACAUGUUGCAGAACGGCAGUUUGAAUCAACAUACAUUUCGCCCAGCUCAGACUAUCUACGGCCAGAAGACCUCGACACCUGCACUUGCGUGCUUUCAAAAUCAGCUCGUCAUGGCGUAUACCGACGAGUUCAGCUCGCAACUAUGGUGCACACAAUCCCAGGAUGGCUGGAACUGGACCCAAGCUCAAAAGAUUCCUGGACAGCACACGUCUGUCCCUGCACUUACAGUUUUUGCGGGGCAGCUCUUCAUGGUUUAUAGUGAUGCCAACAGCAGUCAACUAUGGGUCACAAACUCCAUGGACGGUAUUCAUUGGAAUUCUGCACAGCAAAUUCCAGGUCAAGGGACUUCAAUCCCAGCAAUCGUCGAGUUCCAGAAUACCCUGUUCAUGGUUUACACCGACAGUAACAGCAGCCAACUCUGGAUGAGUCAGGCGACACAGAAUCCAGACGGCUCAUUGAAUUGGUCUUCCGCAAAACACAUCGAUGGGCAGUUUACCAGCAUUCCUGCAAUCACCGUCUUCCAGAACAAGGUCUUGAUGGUUUAUUCUGAUGCCAACAGCUCACAACUUUGGGUCAGCCAGUAUGACGGUACGAGCUGGAGCAAAGCUCAGACAAUCCCAGGCCAACACACUUCAGUACCGGCAUCGGGAGUCGUUGGAAGCUGGGCCGUCAUGGUAUACAGCGAUGCAAACAAUUCUCAAUUCUGGGCUACUCACUCUCAGGACGGUUACAACUGGCAGGAUACCAUCCAAAUUUCCGGGCAGUUUGGCUCCAUUCCAGCUGUUGCUGUCCUCAACGGAACUUACUGGAUGGUUUACUCUGACGCCAAGUCAGCUCAGCUCUGGGUGACCUCUACUGUUAACGGCGAUAUUGUCCCUCACGUCCCACUGGUUAACCCAACCCAGGCAGACCUCCGGAAUACUGCUCCUGACCCUGGCUGGUUUCUCGACGUCAACAAGUCUCAAUUCUCUGGCCAAACCGUUGGGGACGCCCCCAUGUACUUCGCAGUCCAGCGGAACCCGGACCAAGUCAAAAUCACCUAUGUCUUCCUCUAUGCCUGGCAAGGGGGAGUGACGCUCCGCGGCCGUCCGCUCGAUGAAGAUUAUUUUGACGCCAUGAUCUACGAUACAGGAACCCAUGUUGGCGACAUCGAACGCUUUUCCAUCUAUCUGAUUGAUAAUGGGGAUGGGACAUACACUUUCGAUCGAGCUGUAUUCGAGGCACACGGUGAUGCUUACGGGCCGUACACACGCAGUGAACUUAUGUGGGACACAACAGGACCAUCUCCGAACACUCAUCCAGUUGUCUCUGUCGGGCUCAAUGGACAUGGAGUCUGGAAUCCCAAGACAUCUAGCAAUCCGCAAGUCGUCCAAGCCGAGGGUGCGUGGGUAAGCAUCGGCGACUAUUUCGGAGACGUUAAUUCGUCGUCCUCGGACAGCGGCGCCUGGUGGCGGCCCUGGAUGCCAGGUGGAAAUUUCCUCCAGUUGGGACUGGACGCUACAGGCCUACCGAUAAACAACCAGUUGUGGGCAGCGUAUUGUGGUCGGAUGGGCCCGUCUGGCCCGACGACGAUGAGAGGCGCAACUUACUUGGAUGGCUCCGAAUUGAAUUUCAACGACCGGAAUCAAGUGGACUUCAUCUGGACAAUAGCUAGUACUUUUGGGUACAUCAGCUCUGAACUGAGGAAUGCGGAUGGUCCUGUGGGCCCUGGGUUGAGGGACUGGGUUCAUUCGAGCUUGUGACGAUGAUAGCGAUGUCAGACCUUCGAAAGUGCCAUUCGAUACCCCAAACAUCCUAUCCAGCAUAUCUGUAUCGGGCAUGUUUG